This is a messenger RNA of Aegilops tauschii subsp. strangulata, 1027 nucleotides long. Its product is annotated as VQ motif-containing protein 31. Lineage: Eukaryota; Viridiplantae; Streptophyta; Magnoliopsida; Poales; Poaceae. The record is from RefSeq and is a predicted model, not a curated record.
CCUACAAGCGAUGGGUGGAUCCCAACCCUACGCGCUUUAAUGCACCCUUUCUGUCCCUUAAAAAGGCAGCCAGCCGGCGAGCCCUCUUCCAUUCCGUCCGCCUCGCCCUCGCAUGUGCUGCCACACACCGCCUCGCCUUUCCUGCCGGUCGCCCGAUUCCUCUUUAGCUAGGUAGCUAGCUUAGCUAGCUUGCUCGGUUGGUCUCAUGCCGUCGUCGUCGUCCUCUCGCGCGCCGGCGCCGAGCAGGGGCGGUGGCUCGGCGGCGGCGAGGGGCUGCGUGGACGUGGACGCCAACACCACGUUCGUGCAGGCCGACCCGGCCACGUUCCGCGCGCUCGUGCAGAGGCUCACGGGCGCGCCGGGGGGAGCUGCAGCCGCGGCGAUGCCGGCUACCGAGAGGCAGCACGCCGCGGGCGCCGCCAUGGUGCCGGUGGUGCCGAUGAGGCGGCCGAAGCUGCAGGAGAGGCGGCGCGCGGCGCCGGCCAGGCUGGAGCUCGCGCGGCCGCAGCCGUUCUACUACCACCACGGCCACCAGCACCACCAUCACCACCACCACCAACACCACCACGGGGUCAUGCAGUAUUCGCCGGUCUCGACCAUGGACUACGCCCGCGUCUCCUCCUCCGCCUCGUCGCCCUCCCCGUCGCCGCCCUCGUCGUGCUCCUGCGGGGUGGUGAUAAGCCAGGAGGAGGUGGAGAGGGAGGAGAAGGCCAUCGCCUCCAAGGCCUUCUACCUGCACUCGUCACCAAGAGCCGCCCCCGGCGCCGGAGGCGACGCCGCCGAGAGGCCCAAGCUGCUGCCCCUGUUCCCCGUCCACUCCCCACGGAGCUCCUCCUUCGCCUAGCUCUUAAUUACUACUUAGCCAUUACCUCUAGGCUGUAGCUAGACUCUGGUCAACCCCGCCAUUAAUCCCCACGACCGACAUGCCGUGUUUAAUUCUCUGUACCACCUAGUAGCUGAUUCGCAUUUAGAUGAUCCAUGACCGGACCAGUGUUGCUUCCUAAUUAUGCUUGAUUUGGAUGCUCAA